This is a messenger RNA of Chara braunii, 1006 nucleotides long. The record is from the annotation of a GenBank genome assembly. Lineage: Eukaryota; Viridiplantae; Streptophyta; Charophyceae; Charales; Characeae.
GCGCGAGGACACAUGUAAAACGCGAUCUGAGUUGCGCACUUACACGUAUCCCCAGGCGUCGACUCGUCAGGACCAUCGAUCGCAGAUGCCCUGUCCAAUUGGGAGUGGCCAUCCUGGAAUCCGCAACGGCGCAGUCGUCCCGCACGAGCACGCUCUUCAAAGUAAAAUUUACGCGAAGGGGGCACGCAACCUGUGCUGCAGCACGCGAAAGUCGAAGAACGACUUUGAUGAAACAGAAGGCCCGCUGGUGAGGCUUGCAGAAGGAGGGUUAUUUGCAUCUAUCUGUGGGAAUUCACUUCACUUUCAACCGCUAGCAGGAGGAUUGGUCAAGGAUCGGUGGUUUCUCUGGGGAGAAGGCUAUGGCAUUGGCACCUUUGCUAUUCACGAAAAGAGAAGGCUUGUUGUGUAUAGUGAAAAGGGUCUCAAUCCCUUGCUCUUUCUGCACAAAUUGCCGAGUCUUGAGAUUGUGGCGAAGUUGGAAGAUGUGACAGAGCUUGAGGUUUCGGUCCUGGAAUUCUCUAAGAAUGGAUCAAGGCUUCUGGCUGCCGGGCGUCUUCCAGACUGUAGCUUGGUGGUAUGGGGUCUGGACCUUCACACAGGAAGACCUGCAAAGCUGGUCAAGGUGCAAAUGGAGCGUGAAGUGGAGUUCGCAACUUUCAAUCCGACAAAUGAGGACCAGAUAUGCACCAGUGGGGAUGGGAAUGUGACAAUUUGGACUAUGACAAAAAAUUUUAAGCUUUAUGCCAACUGGGGCCUUCCUGCUGCAGCGCCCGCCAAGGUGAUGAAGAUGGCAACCACCAUAGCCAGGAUCGACUUUAAUCUGGUGGUACCCAGACUUGAGAUCGACCCUGGAGAAGACCUUGCACCCACCUGCAACAUCAAGCAAAUCAUCUAUGCGUAGCAAUGGGUAUCUAUUAUUCCUUGUCAUGCGGUUUAAAUCGUGAUAGUCAAUACACAUACGAAGUUUGCCUCCUUUCUUUGAGACUAACAAAACGGGUGCACAAAA